Molecule: messenger RNA, 988 nt
Organism: Emiliania huxleyi CCMP1516
Lineage: Eukaryota; Haptophyta; Isochrysidales; Noelaerhabdaceae
Exons: 7
Coding region: 35-733 (232 amino acids)
Biological process (GO): activation of GTPase activity; nucleocytoplasmic transport
Cellular component (GO): nucleus; perinuclear region of cytoplasm; cytosol
Molecular function (GO): small GTPase binding; GTPase activator activity
Source: RefSeq, a predicted model, not a curated record
UCCUAUCUGCGCGAAAGGGCGUGCCCAACCAACCAUGGCGGCCGUCACGUAUGAGUACAUGAACCCCAACUACAAGGAGACGCUCGACCGCGAGUGGUGGGUGACGUCUUAUCAGCUCAUGCCCGACCCCGAGUACCUGGAGAAGAUCAAGAACAAGGACCCGUCAGUGACCGAGGUGGACGCAAGCUGCCGGCAGCUGCAGGGCUCCAGGAUUGAGAUCCUCUCGGAGAUGAUGGCGGGCAACCCGCACAUCACCGCGAUCGACCUGCGCGGCAACGGCUUCGACGCCGACGGCCUCUAUGCCCUCGUCCAGGCGCUCAAGACGAUGCCCAAGGUUGCCAAGCUCAACUUGCGGAACAACUGCUGCCGCAACCAGGGUGUCGAGGCCCUCGGCGAGUACCUCAAGACGAACUCCACCCUCGUCGAGCUCAACAUCAACGAGAACAACCUCGGUGACGAGGGCGCAAAGGCGCUCGCCGAGGGCCUCAAGGCGAACGAGACGCUCAAGUCCCUCGACCUCUCCCUCAACUACAUCGGCGACGAGGGCGCCAAGGCCAUCGCGGCCAUGCUCGAUGUCAACAAGACCUUGACGUCGCUCACCAUCUCCGGCAAUGAGAUCCAGGACGCCGAGCUGCGCAAAAAGUGCCGCUCACGCAAGGCCAGCGGCGCCGCCUUUUACGCAAAGGGCCCGUCGGUCGAGGGCUACCCGAGUUGCCUCAAGCCGAUCAACUAGACAGCAUCGAGAGGCGCGUUGCCGCCGCCGCAGCUCUGGCCGCCGCCCUCGUGCGCGUCGCUGUAGCGGCCUCCAUGUGGAGGGAGGGAAGUGAUUGCCGCCGCUGUCAGAAAGGGAGUCGGCGCGCGAGCGCGUCGUUUGUCCCUGCGCCUGGGAGGGGGGGGCAGGGGGGCACCGUGUUGCUUGCGCCCGCAUGCUAGACGUGUAUACAUGUUCUGUUCUUGUGCGCAAUAUAAUUCUCACACAAUGCACCCC